GUGCGGUAAUAGUGUGUGGACAUCAUACUUAUUCAUAUUCAACUGUUGACUUCUUUCACACCACUGAUAGAAUGACUAUCAUACGGUUGCUCGUGAGUCUCUUACUUUUUGAUUCAGUUGAAGCUGGGAAGCUGUUGGUUUUUCCGUACGAUGGCAGUCACUGGCUUGGAAUGAAGCCUAUUGUGGAAGAGCUGGGGAGGAGAGGAAAUGAGGUGGUGGUGGUCAUCCCAGAUGCAAGUCUGAGUAUGGGUCCAUCAGAUCACACCACCACUCUUUCUUAUCCAGUGCCUUACACUAAAGCUGAGCUAGAAGAGAAUGUAGCAGGCAAAGUAGACACUCUUCUAAGUAUUGAUAUAUCUACAGACCUGGCCAGGUUUCAGACAUACUUCUUCACACUGGAUAUUCUACAAACAUUUACAGUGAAGAAUGCAGAGAGUCUGCUUUUCAACAAGGACCUGAUGAAGAAACUGAAAGACUACAACUUUGAUGCCAUUCUCACCGAUCCAUUUGAGCCUGUUGGAGUUAUUGUUGGUGAAUAUCUCUCCAUUCCAGCUAUUUACAUGCAAAUAAAUCAUCCAUGUGUGGUCGACACUCUUGCCGGUCAAUGCCCAAGUCCACCCUCCUAUGUUCCUCAAUUUUUUACUCAAUUUACUGACCACAUGAGUUUUUGGCAAAGAAGUGUGAACCUGGUAAGGACUCUGCUGCAACCCAUGGCUUGUGAUUAUUUAUUUGCUCAAGCAGAUGAGAUUGCCUCACGUUUACUUCAAAGAAAAUCAUCCAUUGUAGAAAUCAUGAGCCGUGCUGCUCUCUGGUUUCUGCGAUUCGACUUUGCCUUUGAAUUUUCACGGCCAGUGAUGCCCAACAUGAUCAUGAUUGGAGGGAUGGCAACCAAGAAAUUAAAACCUUUGUCACAAGAGCUGGAAGAGUUUGUGAAUGGUUCUGGAGAACAUGGUUUUGUUGUCUUCACUCUGGGCUCCAUGGUGUCACAGUUACCUGAAGCUAAAGCCAGAGUGUUCUUUGAGGCAUUUGGGCAGAUACCUCAGAGGGUGCUAUGGAGGUACACUGGACCAGUGCCUGAAAAUGCCCCAAAGAACGUCAAACUGAUGAAGUGGCUACCACAAAAUGAUCUUUUAGGCCAUCCUAAGGUUAAAGCUUUUAUUACACAUGGUGGAUCACAUGGAAUCUAUGAGGGCAUCUGUAACGGGGUGCCAAUGGUGAUGCUUCCACUGUUUGGAGACCAGGGUGAUAAUGUCCAACGCUUAGUGUCUCGAGGAGUUGCAGAAGGCCUGAGCAUCUUUGAUUUGACCUCAGAAAAACUGCUGGUGGCACUGAGGAAGGUCAUCAAUGACAAAAGCUACAAGGAGAAGAUGACAAAGCUUUCAGCUGUCCAUAGAGACCGUCCUAUUGAGCCACUGGACCUUGCUGUGUUUUGGACUGAGUUUGUUAUGAGGCACAAAGGGGCGGAUCAUCUCAGACCCGCUGCCCAUGAGCUGAACUGGAUACAGUACCAUAGUCUGGAUGUUAUCGGCUUUCUCGUUCUCAUUGUAGUGACUAUUAUCUUUGUGACUGUCAAAAGUUGCAAGUUCUGUUGUAGGAAGUGUUUUGGGAAGACUCAUAAAAAGAAGAAGGAGUAGAUACAUGAUGGGGUUAAAAGUGUGUGGAUUUAUUUUUCAGUGUUUUGUAUAAUUAAUACCUCUGUGUCUUGAAUAAAACCUCACAAAACC
Messenger RNA from Paramisgurnus dabryanus, 1724 nucleotides. Lineage: Eukaryota; Metazoa; Chordata; Actinopteri; Cypriniformes; Cobitidae. The record is from RefSeq and is a predicted model, not a curated record.